This is a messenger RNA of Didymella exigua CBS 183.55, 1074 nucleotides long. RefSeq lists its product as uncharacterized. The record is from RefSeq and is a predicted model, not a curated record. The transcript has a single exon. The coding region runs from base 1 to 1074 and encodes 357 amino acids. NCBI's taxonomy places the organism in Eukaryota, Fungi, Ascomycota, Dothideomycetes, Pleosporales, Didymellaceae.
AUGUGCAUUGAGAACUCGUCUAAAAGACUGCCCUCUGUACUCCCGCCAGAAGUCAUACUCAACGUGCUCGAUCAGCUAGUCGGGUCCCCUUAUCGACAGCAGCCUAUUUUCGAUGCGACGAGUGCCGUCACCAAGGCGUUACGAGCACUCACUCUCACUUCGCGCACUAUGCAUGCAGUCGCAUCAAAAUAUCUCUACCGUCGCUGCCUUUAUCUCAACGACUGUGUGAGCUAUGCUUGCUUGAGAAGAACUUUAGGGAUCGACCUCGGCAGCAACCAUCCUCAAUCACUGGCUUACGGUCAAGCUGGGCGAAACGAAAGAUUGUGGCGUGACGCCGAAGUAACCCGACAUAUUCAGUCGGCCUUUAUAUCUCCGAUGAAGACAUUUAGCGAAGGGUCGAAGAACGCCCAAGAAACGCCCAUGGUUCGGCUUCCACAGGUCAUUGAUCUUUGCAGUUCCAUUGGAACUACACUCAAAAGAUUGGUGUUGGACAUGGUGCCUGUGUACUCGCCGCACAGUGAAGUCGAGAAAGUCAGAUUUCCGCAGAAGGACACAAACAUAUUCUUGGGAAUGCCGACCCUCGAGGAGCUUGUCGCAAGCUACGAUGUGCCGGACCAUUUUCGAUCACCACCGCCAAACAUCAAGAGGCUCGCCAUCACGAUACGAGAUCUUCAUGACAUAGCCAUGGACUUCUGUUUUGCUGUAUCAGGUCUUGAAACCCUGAUCAUACUCCGACCGGUAGAAUUGAGCGCGGCAGAUAUCAACAGAUUCUUCACAGCGUACAAGGGAAGAAGCCUGGAUAUUAUCUUGGUAGACAUAAAUCCAUACCACCGUACCCCGACAGGCACAAGAGACUGGACAGACAGCGACACGGUCCGGAUCUGGGAGGCAGACGUUCCAACAAGCUUCUAUGGUGACGACGACAACCUUAUCCUCUGCGACAACUGGAUCUGGACUCAAGCUGUUCAAGGUACACUCUGGAGCCAGUGUAAUAGAAGAAUGGCUUGUUGGUCGGAGAUACAUCAACUACUUACUGGACCUAUUCAUCACAUAUUGAACGAAGCUUGGUAUUGA